This is a messenger RNA of Ambispora gerdemannii, 173 nucleotides long. NCBI's taxonomy places the organism in Eukaryota, Fungi, Glomeromycota, Glomeromycetes, Archaeosporales, Ambisporaceae. The record is from the annotation of a GenBank genome assembly.
AGGUUGAUGAUGAUUAUUCUUGACCAUCGCAAGAUCAUUAUUCACGAUGCUUCAGUAGAUAUUCGGUUUGUGUAUCUCCAUCUUCACGCCAAGCAACGAGCAACGAACGUAAAUGAAAUGGCAUUGAGGAUCUUCAUGAGACCUCAUAUACCACCAUUGCCUCCAACCCUCAA